GACCCUCUGUCAGCAGUGGGAGAGCAGGUUUUAGGUCUGGUAGCCCUGAGUCUGAGAAUUACCCAGGCUCAGAUGUUAUGUUUUUUAUUUACAGGUAAAGAAAAACCAGUGAAAUAACACGUUUGUUACAGUUAAAGAAAUAGCUUCAGCGAUAGACAAUUUGAACUGGGACUCUUGAGGGUUCUUCUGUUGGCUGGACCUGAACUAACAUUUGCCUUCACAAUGACUUUAGCAGCUAAACUAGAAGACAUUGAAGUUACGCUGGAGCACCUGCUAAUGGAUGUGUUUAUGACGGAGGGCCGCCGAUGUCAAGUGCACCUCCUCGAUGACAGGAAGCUGGAACUUCUCGUGCAGCCAAAGCUUUUGGCCAAGGAGCUGCUCGACCUGGUGGCAUCUCAUUUCAACUUGAAGGAGAAAGAAUACUUUGGAAUUGCCUUCACAGAUGAAACGGGACAUUUAAACUGGCUUCAGCUGGACCGUAGAGUGCUAGAACAUGACUUCCCCAAAAAGUCAGGACCAGUUGUUUUGUACUUCUGUGUCAGGUUCUACAUUGAAAGCAUAUCUUAUUUAAAGGAUAAUGCCACCAUCGAGUUGUUUUUCUUGAAUGCAAAGUCCUGUAUUUACAAGGAACUCAUUGAGGUUGACAGCGAGGUGGUGUUUGAAUUGGCCGCAUACAUCUUGCAGGAGGGGAAAGGAGAUUUUGCAAGAGAAGAUCCCUCCAGUCAAGGCUGA
Chelonoidis abingdonii (Abingdon island giant tortoise) is the source of this 732-nucleotide messenger RNA. NCBI's taxonomy places the organism in Eukaryota, Metazoa, Chordata, Testudines, Testudinidae. The record is from RefSeq and is a predicted model, not a curated record.